GAACGUGGCCUCCUGCUGUGAAUGGCCCAUAUUGAACCGGUCGCCGAUGCGCUCAAUCUCUCUCUCUCUCUCAAAAAUUCCGACACUUCUUGGCAGGCCACCUCUGUCAAUCUCUGCAAUGGCGAUCACCCUCUUCCGUUCACGUCCUCAUUCCUCCUUCCUUCAUACUAUUACGGGCUUGAGGCAAAUGCUGGGAGGUAAAAUUGCCGAGGCUCUGUUUGAUUAUAAUAAGGUUUCCAACCUUUGUGUGAGAGCUGGGAGAGUCAUUUUCGCGAGGUCGGUUCGCAUAAAUGCCCGCAUAUCGGUCCCCGGGGUUUCUUCAGGGAAUCCAGAGAAAGUACCUCCCAAAUUCUUGAGGGACAAGAAGAUGGUGCCUGAUCCAGAUCCUCCAAGCCUUAAGGAUACUGAUUCUUUGCAUCAGUUUUUUGAAUCAAGUACGAAGCUUGUGGUUCUGACUGGAGCUGGAAUGAGCACGGAGUGUGGUAUUCCUGAUUAUAGAAGUCCAAAUGGGGCUUAUAGCACAGGUUUCAGGCCAACUACCCAUCAGGAGUUUGUUCGUUCUAAACGGGCCCGUAGGCGAUAUUGGGCAAGGAGCUAUGCUGGAUGGAGAAAGUUUACCACAGCACAGCCUAGUGCGGCUCAUUAUGCCCUUGCGUCGCUAGAAAAGGCUGGUCGAAUAGAUUUUAUGAUUACCCAAAAUGUUGACAGAUUGCACCAUCGUGCUGGUAGCAAUCCACUGGAAAUACAUGGGACCGUUUAUACUGUAAUUUGUAUAGAUUGUGGAUUUUCUUUUUGCCGGAAUUUGUUCCAAGAAGAGCUGAAGGCUCUCAACCCAAAGUGGGCAGCUGCAAUAGAAAGUUUGGAUCAUGGAAACCCUGGUUCAGACAAGAGCUUUGGUAUGAAGCAGAGGCCUGAUGGUGACAUUGAGAUAGAUGAGAAAUUCUGGGAGGAGGAUUUUACAAUCCCUACUUGCCAAAAAUGCAGUGGGGUCCUUAAACCAGAUGUUGUAUUUUUUGGUGAUAACGUGCCAAAAGAUUGGGCUGACAGAGCCAUGGAAGCUGCUAGAGAGUGUGAUGCUUUUCUGGUCUUAGGAUCAUCUUUGAUGACAAUGUCUGCUUACCGCCUUAUUAAAGCCGCUCAUGAGUCUGGAGCUGCCACUGCAAUUGUUAAUGUAGGUGUGACACGGGCAGAUGAUUUGGUUCCUUUGAAAAUAAACGCUCGAUUGGGAGAGAUACUCCCCAGAGUGCUUCAUACAGGAUCUCUCAGCAUCCCUGCUGUUCGAUGACAAUAAGAAGGAGGCCAAGAAGGUAUGUAGAAGCCACAAGGCAGUGUCUCUGUAUGUUCUGUCAUGACUGCUUAGUAUAAUGAUUCUUUGAAGUCAAGUCUCUCCUACAUGUACACAUUAAGCCCAGAAGCCAUUCAUCUGUCUUGUUAUUCAUUUGUCUCGUCAAAUGAAAUCUGAUACUAUCGUGUAGAUGUUUAUGUGAAUCGUAACGAUGCACCGGAUAGGUUUCUUUCCAACAAAUUAGUUUGAAGCUCUCGUGGAGAUGGUGAGACUAAAUGGGAGACUCAGAAGGGUCAUAUAUCUCUUCAUAUUAUAUUUCCAAUCACAUGCCUUGGCAUUAUUUCUACAA
Molecule: messenger RNA, 1634 nt
Organism: Eucalyptus grandis
Lineage: Eukaryota; Viridiplantae; Streptophyta; Magnoliopsida; Myrtales; Myrtaceae
Product: NAD-dependent protein deacylase SRT2
Exons: 12
Coding region: 47-1285 (412 amino acids)
Molecular function (GO): NAD+ binding; NAD-dependent protein lysine deacetylase activity
Source: RefSeq, a predicted model, not a curated record